This is a messenger RNA of Heteronotia binoei (common prickly gecko), 4506 nucleotides long. RefSeq names its product polypeptide N-acetylgalactosaminyltransferase like 6 (gene GALNTL6). The transcript has 15 exons. Gene Ontology annotation, cellular component: Golgi apparatus. The coding region runs from base 537 to 2342 and encodes 601 amino acids. Lineage: Eukaryota; Metazoa; Chordata; Lepidosauria; Squamata; Gekkonidae. The record is from RefSeq and is a predicted model, not a curated record.
GUGAAUGCAACAAAUACACUUUGCCAUCAUUUGUGCUGUUACUGGACCUUUGGAUCUGACAACUGGCUUUUCUAGAACCCCUGACUCUGAACCAGGCUUGCUGCCUGGAACUCGGUGACCCUAGACUGGACUUUGGAAGGAAACCCAUCAGAAGACUGCACUGACCUCAAAUUGCAGUGGGUGAAAUGUCUGCAACCUACAGCUAUGGCCAGGAGCCGGUUCGCUGCCGCCGCCGCUGCCGCUUGGGCACAACUGAUCAUGAAGAAACAAGAGGAGCGUAGGAGGAAGAACCCGGGAGACAAUCGGCGCCCCUUCCCAUCACCUUCUCCGGGGUGCGGAGCUUUGGACUGGGGGAUCAGAUUACAAACUCCCCCUGUGAAGGGGUGACCAAGCUGGCUACAAAGCUGAAGUUUCUGUUUGCUAUUUGAGGGUGAAUCAGUAAGGCAGAGGAGGAAAGAAGCCUGCCUCCCUCAUCGCCAAGGAGGGAGAGGAGCGUACCCAUCACCUUGGUCCUUCUCCAUCCGCUUCCAUUGACCAUGAAGAGGAAACAGAAAAGAUUUCUACAAAUGACAUUGUUGUUCGCUGUGACUCUGAUUUUUCUGCCAAACAUUGGGCUAUGGUCUUUGUACAGGGAAAAACAUCUGGUGAAAUCUACAGAGCUGGGAGAACAGCAGAUGUUCCCAAUGGGGUUUGGAGAUGGACAACUAUAUACCUGGACAGAUGGCUUGAAAAGAAAGGACUGGCAUGAUUAUGAAAGUAUUCAAAAAGAUGCCAUGCGUGCAGGGAAAGGUGAACAGGGAAAGCCAUACCCCCUCACAGAAGAAGACAACGAUGAUUCUGCUUACAGGGAAAAUGGUUUCAAUAUUUUUGUGAGCAACAACAUUGCCCUGGAGCGCUCAUUACCAGACAUUCGACAUCCUAACUGUAAGCACAAGGUAUACUUGGAGAAGCUUUCGAAUACUAGUAUAAUUAUCCCAUUCCAUAAUGAAGGUUGGACUUCACUUUUGCGAACCAUACACAGCAUUAUUAACAGGACUCCAGAUAUCCUGAUAGCGGAAAUAAUCCUCGUGGACGACUUCAGUGACAGAGAACACUUGAAGGAGAGGCUAGAGGAAUAUAUGGCUCGGUUUGCUAAAGUGAGAAUUGUGCGUACUAAGAAACGAGAAGGGCUCAUUCGCACUAGACUGCUUGGAGCCUCAAUAGCUAAAGGAGAAGUCUUGACCUUCCUGGACUCGCACUGUGAAGUCAAUGUGAACUGGCUGCCUCCCUUACUCAACCAGAUUGCACUCAACCACAAAACCAUUGUGUGUCCCAUGAUCGAUGUCAUUGACCACAAUCACUUUGGCUAUGAGGCACAAGCAGGGGAUGCCAUGCGUGGAGCUUUCGACUGGGAGAUGUACUACAAAAGAAUACCAAUUCCUCCAGAGCUCCAGAGGGCUGAUCCCAGUGACCCCUUUGAAUCCCCCGUCAUGGCUGGAGGUCUGUUUGCUGUUAACAGAAAGUGGUUUUGGGAUCUUGGUGGCUAUGAUCCAGGUUUAGAAAUCUGGGGUGGGGAGCAGUAUGAAAUCUCCUUCAAGGUCUGGAUGUGUGGAGGUGGCAUGUUUGAUGUUCCAUGUUCAAGAGUUGGGCACAUCUAUAGGAAGUAUGUCCCUUACAAGGUCCCAUCUGGAACCAGCCUAGCAAGAAACCUGAAGCGCGUGGCAGAAACGUGGAUGGACGAGUUCGCAGAGUACGUUUACCAGAGGCGGCCCGAGUACAGACAUCUCUCCACCGGUGACAUCUCAGCCCAGAAGGAGCUUCGAAAGCACCUGAAGUGCAAAGACUUCAAGUGGUUCAUGGCUGCAGUGGCUUGGGAUGUCCCUAAAUACUUUCCGCCAGUGGAGCCCCCUCCUGCUUCCUGGGGAGAGAUUCGAAAUGUGGCAGCAAAUCUCUGUGUGGACAGUAAGCAUGGAGGCACAGGAACUGAACUCAGGCUGGAUAUCUGUGUGAAGGAUGGCUCAGAACGGACAUGGUCACAUGAGCAGCUCUUCACUUUUGGUUGGAGGGAAGAUAUCCGCCCAGGAGAGCCUCUUCACACCAGGAAAUUCUGCUUUGAUGCUGUUUCACACAGUAGUCCUGUUACACUUUAUGAUUGUCAUGGUAUGAAGGGCAACCAACACUGGAGCUAUAGGAAGGACAAAACUUUGUUCCAUCCGGUGAGCAGCAGCUGCAUAGAUUGUAACCCAGCAGAGAAGAAGAUUUUCAUGAACAGAUGUGAUCCUUUAUCUGAAACUCAGCAGUGGAUUUUUGAACAUAUUAAUACGACUGUUUUAGCAAAAAUUAACAGCAAAACCAGCUCUUAGGAAGAAGAUAUAAGACUGUUCUGUACAGAUUGCAAGCAAUGCCUUGGCUGGCAUCUGGGUCACAGGAGUCAGAAAUUAAGUUUCCUAGAUCCAGGAAAUCACUUCUGAAGAUUAAAGAAAUGUCAGGGCAAAAGCCGACAUGCUGUCAUUGUGGAUGGACGAUGUCUGAAGAGCUUGGCUGAGGGACUUCACCAGCUGUUGCUGAGGCCCUUCCGGUUGACAGUUCCCUUGCUGGUCAAGGGAAAACUUUAUUUAAAAAAAUGUUUCAAUACACUCCAUGUUAAUAAAAUAAAAAAGAGUUUUAGAGUCUCAGGUCAAACCCUGCUAUAGUGAGUAGCUAUGAAUAGUUGCUAUUACUUAUGGCGGCUUCACAGAGUGCAUGAUUCCUGUGGGAAAUUGCAGAUACCACAGAUGUAGACCUAGCAAGUCCUCUGGGAUAUUUUGAGUAUCCCAGAACUGAAGGCAAGGGGCGUUUUCGCACAGGGCUUACCCUGGAGCGACGUCCCUCUUCACCGCGCAGCGUCUGUGUGGAUUUCGCACCAACUGCUCCGCAGAACCCGGAAGAGCCGCAAAGUCCCACGGCUUUUGCAUCGCAAAUGUAAACCGCCAAAAACCAGUUUACAUUUGCAACGCAAAAGCCACGGGACUUUGCGGCUCUUCCGGGUUCUGCAGAGCAGUUGGUGCGAAAUCCGUGCAGACGCUGCAUGGUGAAGAGGGACAUCGCUCCGGGGUAAGCCCUGUGCAAAAACGCCCAAGCUGUGUGUUCUGGUGCCAUUUCAUUCCUCUUGGAAAAAGUCAGAUUUAUGAGGGUUAAUUAAAAUAAAGUGUUAUUUGGGGUCAUUUAAAGUACCUCCCCAUUGUGUUCCUUUCACUGUUGAAAUAGGAAUGGGGUUUUUUAAAAAACAAAUGUAAGAGUAAUUUUAGAGUUGCAUUUUGAAUGAAGCAUGAAAAUGAUUGUAAGGUGUCAAACUACCAUUUCUCUUCUGCAGUUGAAGAAAGAAUCAUUUCCAUCAAAGCAAUUAAAUAAAAUUUCCAUCCAUUUUACACAGUGCUAUGGAACAAUCAUCUGCAAUUAUUCAUCAUCUACGAGACAAGCCAAAAAACGACAAGGUGGCCUCAUCCUUCUUCACCAUUAAAAUGAAAUAUGAGAUUUAUAAUAGCACAAAGCAAGGUUUGCCUAAAAAGAUUUCCUCUUGGAAGCCUACGUUCCUUUUCAGGAAUCGUUUAUUAUAAAACUUCUGCGUUGAUUUAAUUCAUUGCAGUCACCAAUGGAAGAGGCAUGAUGAAUCUGACUGGGUGGGCCAAUUGAGCACUGAUGUACUGCCUUGAGCCUCUACCUGUGUUUGCACAGUCCUGCAGGGAUGGUAAUGGAAGGAGGAGAAUGUUCAAGGCAGCUAAGAAGCUAAGAGGUUUCUUGGAAACCAGAUGAGCAUUCUGUGAAGUAAUGGCUGAAACUGGGGGGCAUUGGCUCAUUUUCAAUUAAUACGAUACAUUUAGCAUAUCACAGACUGUGUGGAGGGUUGUAUGUGUGGUACUCCCUAACAUCUGGGUAUCCAACAUCUCAAGACUCUGCUUCUUUGAAAAAGAGAACUGCUUUUGAGAACUAAGUUUCAUAAUCGAGAACGGCAUAGUGCAUCUUUUGCAAUUUGCACGAGAGGGGAAUCUCAAGGUUUGAAACCCACCCACCCCUUUGCAAUAAUAUGAGAAGAGAAUACUAGUCUAGCUUUCUUCCUGUUUUUCCAUGCACAAAGAGCUUUUCAUAUGAGGAAGCCAUCUGAAGUAGCACUGAAGAGCUGCACUAUGUGAUUUUGGCAGAGCAUGUGGCAAGAUCUUGAAUGCACCCUUAAGCAGAGAUCUUCUCCUUGGAAAAGUGCUUGUAUACUUAUUAGUCAUGUGCAGACAGUGUGCAUCAAUGGGCAGUAAAUGCACAUUUAAAGCUGCCCCAAGAAUCAGGGAAAAUGAGAAGCUGGAAGAGAAAUGGUAUGGUUUUGCAACUGAGAAGUACUGAGGCUUUUAAUAGUAUGUUCAAGCCAGAAUGUCCUUGUUCUGAUUAGUUGUUCAUGUUCUGACCCUAUGAGAAGAAAGCAGAUUUUUAAAAUGGUUUGAAAAUCAUUGUUCUUAGCAGAAAUAAAUGAGCAGAUUGAUCUUGUUUAUUACUUUUAAA